This is a messenger RNA of Penicillium nucicola, 2307 nucleotides long. Its product is annotated as SulP family inorganic anion transporter. The transcript has 4 exons. Gene Ontology annotation, molecular function: sulfate transmembrane transporter activity. Lineage: Eukaryota; Fungi; Ascomycota; Eurotiomycetes; Eurotiales; Aspergillaceae. Gene Ontology annotation, cellular component: membrane. The coding region runs from base 1 to 2307 and encodes 768 amino acids. The record is from RefSeq and is a predicted model, not a curated record. Gene Ontology annotation, biological process: transmembrane transport.
AUGUCUGAGACUAGCUCUUUACUCCCCGAGUCCGACAGGCGUCGAACGCUACGAGACCGCAUUGUUGAUGCUUUCCACUCCCCUCAAAAUGGGUUAGGGAUUUCGACAAGCUCUAGCAAUGCUGGACCGCGAUCGAACCACGGCCAAAUCCUCCCUGGAGACGCAAUCGGACCUGACGUGAGAAGCCGGCUUCUGGAUUCAUAUCACAGCGCAGAUCCCGCAUGUGGAGAACGGCGCUGUAGCCAUGGCACCUUUUCCCCACGAGUAGAAGAUGCGCGGUCAUCCUAUAUCGGCGGAUCGGGUGAUGGAUUUGGUUAUAAUGGACACGAAGAGACCGGUGGUGCGACCAGUGGCGCCAGAGGGAUUGUCGAUCAUCCAGACUCUUGCGCGGAGUCAGAGACUCCAUCCCAGAUGAAGUCGUCUCUCACCACGCUCUCAAUGAAUGAUACGAAAAGACAGUACAUAUCCUAUUACAUUCCUCUUUUUAACUGGGUUGGACAAUACCAUUGGUCUCUUCUUCGAGGAGAUCUUAUGGCCGCAUUGACUGUGGCUUCUAUAUAUAUUCCAAUGGCUCUUUCUUUGGCAUCCAACCUUGCCCAUGCGCCACCCAUCAGUGGUCUUUACUCGUUUGUGAUCCAUCCUAUGGUUUAUGCUAUACUAGGAAGCUGUCCGCUUUUGGUAGUGGGCCCAGAGGCCGCCGGUUCCCUUCUCACAGGUGCCAUUGUUAAAGCCAGUGUUUUGCAAGGAAAUGCGGGCGAGGACGAUCCUGCUGCAAAUGCUAUGGUCGUAGGAGUGGCUACUGCCAUGUCCGGCAGCAUGAUCCUGAUUGCUGGUUUGACCCGUCUAGGUUUCUUAGACAAUGUGCUCAGUCGACCAUUCCUACGAGGAUUCAUCACAGCCAUUGGCUUUGUUAUCUUCGUAGACCAGAUUAUCCCCGAAUUGGGCCUUGCGGAACUGGCUAAAGAGGCCGGUACUAGCCAUGGUACCUGUGUUGAGAAGUUGAUGUUUAUUGCUCGAUAUGCUGGACAGUCCCAUGGACUUACUGCCGCAGUUUCGAUUGUUAGCUUUUCCAUCAUCAUGGUAUUCCGUACUUUGAAGAAGUGGCUUGUCCCACGCUAUCCCCAGGUGAUAUACUUCCCUGAUCGCUUCCUCGUCGUCACCCUAUCAGCAAUUCUGGCUUGGCAUCUUGACUGGGAGUCUAAAGGACUUGAGCUUCUUGGAAAGACAGAGAUUGGCUCUGGUGGACUUUUCGCCUUCAACUGGCCUUUCCAGUUUGCUCACAUGAAACAUGUGCGCACAGCCAUGAGCAAGGCUUUCAUAAUUGCGCUUCUUGGUUUCUUUGAGUCGUCAGUUGCAGCUAAAGGACUGGGUGAAGGCAGGUCCGAUGGGAUCCAGGGAAUGCACAUGAGUGCCAAUCGCGAGAUGGUUGCCCUGGGUGUGGCCAAUGUCAUUGGUGGCUGUUUCCAGGCUCUCCCUGCUUUUGGCGGAUACGGACGUAGCAAGCUCAGCUCUCAAACAGGAGCUCGCUCGCCCAUGACUAGUGUUUUUGUGAGCAUCAUCACCUUUGUCUGCAUCAUGAUGAUCUUGCCUUAUCUUUCAUAUCUCCCGAAAGCCGUCCUCUCCUCGAUGAUAUCCGUGGUCGCAUACUCGCUAGUCGAAGAAUGCCCCACGGACCUAAUGUUCUUUUUCCGCCUCCGCGGCUGGACAGAAUUGGUCCUCAUGCUCCUGAUCUUUACGACAACCAUAUUUUAUUCUCUCGAACUAGGCAUGGCCCUCGGAAUCGGCCUUUCUGUGAUAAUUCUCAUCCGACACGCAACUCAACCUCGCAUCCAGAUCCUAGGCAAAGUAUCCGGCACACCUGCACGUUUCGAAAACGCCGAACUGCACCCAGAAAACGUGGAGUUAGUCGAAGGUGCCCUCAUCGUCAAGGUCCCCGAACCCCUCACAUUUGCCAACACAGGCGACCUCAAGAACCGUCUCCGCCGACUGGAACUCUACGGUUCGAGUCGUGCUCAUCCUUCUCUGCCUCGGAUGCGCGCACCGGAGCAUAAUAAGAAUAUCAUUUUCGAUGUUCACGGUGUGACAAGUAUUGAUGGGUCCGGUACCCAGGUUCUCUCGGAGAUUGUGCAUGCAUAUGCGGAGCAGCAUGUCCGAGUAUUCUUUUGUCGCUUACCGAAUAGUAAUGUGUUCCGCAUGUUUGAGCGCAGUGGUAUUGUCGAGCAGUGUGGCGGUUUGUCGCAUUUCGUGCCUAGUGUCGAUGAGGCGCUACGGUUGGCGGAAUCCGAGGAACAUAUAGACGAAAUCUAG